GAGGAGGCUAGUGCUGAAUCGCGGUAACCACAGCACACUUUCUACACAUUCCAACAAGCAAUGCGAUAACUGAUGCGAAUGUUGCCAUAAUUGACAGAAUCCUCGGACGCACAGAAGAGAACCUUCACGAUGGCAUCACAAUCUUUGUGGAACCCUGACAACAUACGAGAUGUCGCCGAAUCAGUUGGCAUCAAUAACAUAUCCGCAGAAUGCGUGGACAGCUUGGCAAGAGAUGUAGAUUUUCGGGUCUCACAAGUGAUUGAGGAGGCAAUUAAGUUCAUGCGACAUUCAAAGCGCACGAUUCUUCACACAGAUGAUAUAUCACAGGCUUUGAAGGUGCUGGAUGUCGAGCCGCUCUUUGGGUACGAGUCGACAAGACCUCUAAGGUUUGGCGAAGCCUCCCUAGGUCCCGGCCAGCCUCUAUACUAUGUUGAAGACGAGGAGGUGGAUUUUGAAAAGCUCAUCAAUGCCCCGCUUCCGAAGGUUCCACGUGAGAUUUCGUUUACGGCGCACUGGCUUGCAGUAGAGGGUGUUCAGCCAUCAAUCCCACAAAACCCUACGUCCGCCGAUUUAAGACAUCAAGACUUAUUGCCUAAAGGGCCUGGUGCAAGCGCAAGUCUGGCAGCUCUGAGCGGACAGGACAGUGUCACGGUUAAGCCUUUGGUCAAGCAUAUCCUCUCGAGCGAAAUUCAGCUCUACUUCGAGCGCAUUACACAUGCUAUCCUAGACGAGUCCAACAACGAGCUUCGAGGUGCAGCAUUCAACUCAUUACGAACAGAUCCUGGUUUGCAUCAACUCAUACCGUACUUUAUCCAUUUCGUGAAUGAGAAGGUUACCCACAAGCUCAAGGAUCUGUUUACCCUUACGCAAAUGCUCAAUCUCCUGGAACAGUUAUUAUACAACCCAUCGCUCUAUAUAGAGCCUUACAUUUCUUCAUUUGUUCCACCCGUCCUCACUUGUCUCGUGGGGAAACACCUCGGCCAACCGUCGGAUACAACGCAAGCUGUUUUUAAUCUGCGUGAUCAUGCCGCAGCACUGAUCCUAGCUAUUGCUAAAAAGCAUGGCAAAUCCUCACAGACACUCAAGCCGCGUCUUGCGCGAACACUUCUCAAAACAUUCCUCGAGCCCAAAAAGCCAUUUGGAGCUCAUUAUGGUGCUAUAAAGGGCCUGCAGGGUCUGGUUGGCGCUGAGGGAGUGAGAGUGUUACUACUUCCUAACCUUGCAGCGUACGAUACCUUACUUAAAGAGGGCCUUGCGGAUGAAAACCGGAAAGCGGAAGCAGAAAUGGUGCUGAAAGCUCUCCUAGAGAGUCUUAUGCUACUCACGAAUGAUGUAGUUAAGGUUCAGAAUGGUGAAAACUCUGAAAACACGCUGGAACGUUUGAAGGAGCGAGUCGGUGAGGUUAUAGGCACCAAGGUUGCCGAGGCUCAGAAUGCUCGCCUCACCAAAGCAAUACUACAAGCAGAUAUCAGCAUAUAGCGCCCGAGAGGGAGUUUAAACAAAUCGUUUUCAUUGGGAAUUUGCUUAAUUUCUGGAAUCGGCAAGGGCGUUAGGAUGCAAAUUACUGCAUAGUGGCAUGAUACCAUGGGAUUGGCUUCACAAGCCAGGGUUAGCAAUAUCCGACCUAACAAAAUAUCUGAAGGAACCUUUGAACUACGAUAUAACUUGAUUAUUCAUUACUUUUGAAUAGGACAUAGGAUGGAAAGAAGAUCAUGUCUUCCGCCAAAUACCGCUUACACGGGCAAGAACCUUA
Molecule: messenger RNA, 1753 nt
Organism: Verruconis gallopava
Lineage: Eukaryota; Fungi; Ascomycota; Dothideomycetes; Venturiales; Sympoventuriaceae
Exons: 2
Coding region: 130-1479 (449 amino acids)
Biological process (GO): RNA polymerase II preinitiation complex assembly; transcription initiation at RNA polymerase II promoter
Cellular component (GO): SAGA complex; SLIK (SAGA-like) complex; transcription factor TFIID complex
Molecular function (GO): transcription coactivator activity; RNA polymerase II general transcription initiation factor activity; protein heterodimerization activity
Source: RefSeq, a predicted model, not a curated record